Colletotrichum karsti is the source of this 1659-nucleotide messenger RNA. RefSeq lists its product as uncharacterized. Gene Ontology annotation, cellular component: mitochondrial matrix; mitochondrial DNA-directed RNA polymerase complex. The record is from RefSeq and is a predicted model, not a curated record. The transcript has 2 exons. Gene Ontology annotation, biological process: transcription initiation at mitochondrial promoter. Lineage: Eukaryota; Fungi; Ascomycota; Sordariomycetes; Glomerellales; Glomerellaceae. Gene Ontology annotation, molecular function: mitochondrial transcription factor activity.
CUGGAGGCGGAAGCAAAGCUGCCAAAUUCAGACGGCAGGCGCGUCAACAUCGUCGACGAGAAGCUAUGCGAUGACAUACUCAGUUACAUCGGUCCAACGCUGAGGCGACACGAAGGCUGCGACCUUGUCGACAUCAACCCUGGCGCAGGCCUCUGGAGCCGCAAAUUAAACGAAUUCCUCAAGCCUCGCUCGCACCUCCUCAUGGAGCCAGACGAAACGCUCUACGGACCAUUUCUCGAACCGAUACUACAAAAGCCGGGAACAAAACUGCUGCCGAAAUCGGGUAUCGUCUGGAGGGAUCUCGGCGAGGCACUGCGACACAUCGAGAACCAGACACCACGCCCGAGAGGGCCCGACAUCACGCCCGAACGGAACGACACGCUGCUCGUCACGGCAAACCUGGCGUUCUUCCCCAAGAAGCCGUACGGCAAUUUCGACUCGGCGGCUCAGCUCGUCCUGUUCCAAUUGGUCAGCAGCAUCCGUCUGGGCCAGCUCUUUCAGAAAUACGGCCUCGUGCGGAUGCUCAUUUGGACGGGCGCCGACGACUGGCAAUCAUAUGUGUCCAGAAACCUACAAACGAGGAAAAAGGGAGCGCUCGAGGCCGAGGUCUCGUGCGAGUGGUUCGCCAACGUGGCCAGUCCUGAGCCCUCCGAGGGUGAUGUCUGGUACGUCCGAGACAAGUGGAUCGACAUCGACAGCACAAUCGCGACGCUGAAGCGCAUGGAAGAGCAAGGUCUCGAAUUGCCCGAGGCGCGCAGGAAGAAAAGCACAAAAGAGGCGGAGCCCUACAAGGACAGCGGAGAAACAUUCGCAGGACAAGAGGACGUCAACAUCGCGCGUCCGUUCUUAGAGGAGCUGGAAAAACUGGAGAAGCUGGUCACGGAAGGUACGUUGACUAGGAAAAGCGAUCGGAAGAGCUGGUCGCGGCUCCUUCUCCUCCGCGCCAGAAAGGCUUAUGGUCGACUGCCCGAUUCCACCAAGACGGUGCUGCACGACCUAGAGCGAAUUCGCGAAUUCCGACGCUCGCACCCCGAGUCCAAGAGUGAGAUCGACAAGAUGGAGUCGGAAUGGAACGAGAAAGUCGAUUCGCUCAAGAAGAACGAAAAAGGCGAGUUCAGAAUGGUGCGGGACAACAUGCACGUCUUCCACCAAAGCCCGCCGGUGAUGCUCUGGGACAGACGACCGUACGAGCCGAUCAACGUCGACCCGAAAGAGUUCUUCCCGAACGUGGGGUGCGCGCUGCUCGACAUCCAGCCCAAGGCGAUGCACCGCCUGCAUAGGGAGAUCGGCCCCGGGUCGUCACGGGCGGGCGACAUGUUUGAGCUGCUUCAGCGGACCCUGAUGGCGUCGAGUAUGGAGCCCAUGAGCAAGGCGCUCGAUCGCAUCUGGCCCGGCGCGGCGGACGGGGUCCUCCCGAACUGCCCGAGUUUGCGGGACCCGGAGCAGGGCGGGACGGAGGGGUCAGGGCACGCCGAGUUGUGUCCGCGGGUGUUGAACGAGAAGCAGUGGACGGAGAUUUUGGAGGCGUUUAUGGCAUGGCCGUUCCAUCCCUCGUAUAUCGAGUUGAUCGCGCGGUUUGCGGACGAGAUUCCGGGCGAUACCAAUGACAGCGGCGCUGGCGGGAGCAGCUUCUCCGCGGACGCGGCGUUGAAUUUGUGA